Messenger RNA from Chondrus crispus (carragheen), 234 nucleotides. RefSeq lists its product as hypothetical. The record is from RefSeq and is a predicted model, not a curated record. The coding region runs from base 1 to 234 and encodes 77 amino acids. The transcript has a single exon. Lineage: Eukaryota; Rhodophyta; Florideophyceae; Gigartinales; Gigartinaceae.
AUGGGCCACAAACCGCUUCUCUUCAACUUCUUGUUGCACCUUCGUCUUCCAUUGGCCAUCACUGCGGCAGAGGAUAUUGUACCUACACAAGCAUCUUUGCCCCCCGGUUUUGGAGUUGUUUUGUUUUUCUUCAUGUCGGCUGGAGGGAUGGCAACGAGGUCCUAUUGUUGGCUGACCAGCGCGAACGGUUACAUCCUCCGUUUUACUUUGCUCCCGGACUGCAUGCGCCAAUAA